This is a messenger RNA of Dromiciops gliroides (monito del monte), 3569 nucleotides long. It is a transcript of the gene GOSR2, whose product is annotated as golgi SNAP receptor complex member 2. Gene Ontology annotation, biological process: intra-Golgi vesicle-mediated transport; vesicle fusion. Gene Ontology annotation, molecular function: SNARE binding; SNAP receptor activity. Bases 62 to 700 code for a protein of 212 amino acids. The record is from RefSeq and is a predicted model, not a curated record. The transcript has 6 exons. NCBI's taxonomy places the organism in Eukaryota, Metazoa, Chordata, Mammalia, Microbiotheria, Microbiotheriidae. Gene Ontology annotation, cellular component: late endosome membrane; SNARE complex; endoplasmic reticulum membrane.
GCCGGAAGUAGGUUUGUGGUGGACGUGUUCAGGGGAACCGGGAGCCGGCGGGACCAGAGCAAUGGAGUCGCUGUACCAGCAGACCCACAAGCAGGUCCAUGAGAUCCAGUCUCACAUGGGACGCCUGGAGACGUCAGACAAGGAGUCUUUGCACCUAGUAGAAAAUGAAAUCCAAGCAAGGAUAGACCAGAUAUUCAGCAGCCUGGAACGCCUGGAGAUUUUGUCAAGCAAAGAACCCCCUAAUAAGCGCCAGAAUGCCAAACUCCGUGUCGACCAGUUAAAGUAUGACGUCCAGCACCUGCAGACUGCACUUAGGAAUUUCCAGCAUCGGCGAUAUACAAGGGAGCAGCAGGAGAGGCAGAGAGAAGAACUUCUGGCAAGAACCUUCACCACAAAUGACUCUGAUACCACCAUACCCAUGGAUGAAUCACUGCAGUUUAAUUCUUCCCUCCAGAAAGUUCACCACGGCAUGGAUGACCUCAUUGGAGGCGGGCACAGUAUUCUGGAGGGACUGAGGGCACAGAGAAUGACCCUGAAGGGUACUCAGAAGAAGAUCCUGGAUAUUGCUAACAUGCUGGGGUUAUCCAACACUGUCAUGCGCCUUAUUGAGAAGCGGGCCUUUCAAGACAAGUACUUCAUGAUAGGUGGGAUGCUACUCACCUGUGUGAUCAUGUUUCUGGUGGUGCAGUAUUUGACAUGAGCAAGCAGAGCCCAGUGACUGGAAAGUGUUUCCAUCUUGUGUGCAUGCAUGUGUGCAUGUGUGCGUGUGUGCAUGCAUGCGUGUGUGUGUGUGUGUGUGUGUGUGUGUGUGUGUGUGUGAGAGAGAGAGAGAGAGAGAGAGAGAGCGCGCGCCUGCCUUUUGAAAUAUACUGCCUAUCGUAACUGUGAAUGCCACUUUAGACUAAUUUUCAUCUAUAACCCAACGGGAAUUUCAAAACAACUCUUGUUUUCUUUAACCCCCUUAGAGGGGAAAGCCAAGACCACUCAAGAAGCUUUGUUCUUGGGAACCAAGUGACCUCGCCCACCCUGAUCUGGGGGAGGAAAAGAAAAAGUGAAAUGCCUUAGAUGAUUUUGCCCACACAGCCUGUGUUUUAUAUCUGAAGAAUCUGAAGACAUUAACCUUGGUGACAAGAAGACUCAAACACUUGUGGUAGUAGACCAUAGUGAUGGAGUGAGGGGGCACUGAACAGAUUGGAACAGGUACCUCUCCAAAAGUCAAUAAGGGAAAAAUUAGAUAUCCAUUUCUUACAGCAGUGACAAGAAGAUUAGUGUACCUGCUUUUUGCAAUUAUUGUACCCCUUCACCCCCCCUUCCCCCCAAAAAAAUAGGUGUACAGAUUGAACCUACCCAGCUCACAGGGCAGCCUAGUGCUUUUUAACAUUCCCCCUGGAGCCAUUAACCAUCAACACAGGAAGAAGAGAAAAAAUGAAGACACUGUUAACAAUGAGUUAAUUAUUACACGUUAGUGUUUUCCUUUUUAAUGUUAUUUGAUACUGUUUGGAUUUAAGACUGUAGGUUUUAAUAUUUUGGUGUAUAUAUAUAUAUAUAAAAUAGAAUGGGUUUUGCUUCACUCAGUUCUUGAGGUUCACAAAGUGUAGCUCACAUGGAAAGCAUUCUGCCACAAUUCUCCCUUCCAUUUUCUCUUAUUCUUGAGCCACAGAAGUGGGAUUUGAAGGCAAAAUCUGAGCAUAGAACAAUAAUUUACCCAUUUCAGGUUACCUCUGGUCUUGUAGCAGCUUCAAUUCACCUAGAAUCUUCUUCCCCAAAACAUCUUAAUAGCUGCCAGUGGCUCUGAAUCUCUUUGUAUUACCCACUGGAGGGUGGAAAUCAAAAGGUUUGUCUUAAGCCCCAACUAAGGGGAUUUAUUAUUGGAAAUAAGAGUUCUGUGGCAUAGAUUUCCCCUCAGAGGUAGCUAGCCUCUUCCAAGGCCACAUAGCCUUAUAGCAAGGCUCUAAAGUACUCUUAAUACAUUUUCCUUUAACUAUAUCUUUGUCAAUCCCCUUCCUACUGCUUCCUGUACUACUUAGCUGUCUCUUGAGCUGCCUCCUCUGUUUAUUUUUCUCCUUCCUUUCUGUUCAGUUCCCUUCCCCUUAUUUUGUCCUCUGCUUGCUUCUGUAAAUAUAUCUUCCUCUUCUUAAUACAUGGGACUACCCUUGUGAAAACCAAUAGUUUUUCAUUGAUACAGAUUUUUAACACUGCAAUGGGGGUCAUGCAUAGGCCGAAUACUAGGUUGUACACCUGUUUUGACAAAUGGAGUUUCUGAUGAUCUAUGCCAGGAAUUCCUCAGUUUCUAAAGGAGAGAAAUGGCUCUUCAGUUUGGUUUUGGGGAUCUAGCUGAAAAAAAUGGAAAUAAUACUUCAGACAGUAGAUGUUGGUAAGCUCCUUAGAAUUGAAGGCUUUUGCCAGUCUAUAGAGGGACUCUUUAAAAUGCACAGAUUCCAGAGUCCAAGGUCUUUUAGAAACCCUAUCCUCUGAAUAUGCUGAAAUCACUAGGCUACUUUGAUGAAAAUUUUGGUUUAUGGUAUAGAGGUAUGGGCCCUUCCUGGGCAUGGAAUCUGGCAGUAUCAGAAACCCCCAGGUCUUAACACUUUGUAAUUGCAGUGAUAUGCUUCUGCACCAUUAGGUUUGCUUACAGUUUGUGACCUGACAGUCCAGAAGUGGGUGGGUGUGACUUGAGGGGCACAGUAACCAUCCAUAACCAUUUCUGUCUACUCUAUAAUAAAGCAAUACUGAGGGAGGAAUAUCUUCACUUUCAAGAGCUAUAGCUACCAUAUUAACUGGGAUGCAUUGUAUCUUGAGUCCACCCCUCUCUACCCCUUAACUACCUCUGAAAAGCUAGUAUGAUGAUUUUCCUUUAUACCAACCAGCAGCACUGUCUGAAAUACCAGUGGAUCUGUUAUUGUGAGCCUAGACCCUUUGCUGGGGAUAGAGCACCCUCUAGUGGAACAGAAACAAUUCUGCUUUGGGAACUAUCAACCGAAGAAGGCUCUCUCUUGACUUAUACUGAAAUUUUGUGAUAUCAGUUAUUGUUUCAAAUAAGUGGAAUGUCAGAAAGGAACUUGGACGUGUUUUUUGAUAUACUUGCCAUCAUACAUUAUACUUGGUAUAAUGCUUUUUGUUGUAUGUCAGGUAUACCUCUACUUCUAAGAAAAUCCAAACUUUAAAAUAAAAAAAGUGGAGGGAACAAUGGGGAAUUAUUGGCCUGAUAAAUGGAUUCUUUGCUUUACAAAAAUGAUUCUCUAAGACUCAGAAGACCUGAGUUCUAGACCUGGUUUUGCCAUUAAUUAGCUGUGUAUUGACUUUGACCUUUCUGAACUUCAGUUUACUCUUGUAUAAUGAGUUUGGCCUAGAUCUCUAAGGACCCUUAAAACUGUAGAAUUCUCUGGUUCUUUGAAAUGGCUUGUUCUGUUAAUGAAUUUAAAAUACAUUUGUUUCACGAGAGGGUUGGAGCAGAUGAUCAGGCAGGGGGGUACAAGCCAUAUGUGAUAUUCUGUGGUUUCAGAUUUGGUUUGCAAACAUUGGAUUUAUACCCAAUAUGUCAACUGAAUAAAAUGAGAUAUAACUAAAAA